GUAUAGCAAUAUUUAAAAAUGUUUUCUCAUUUGUUUGUAAUCAAAUUUUAACUUGUAUAUUUAUCUUUAGGUGAUCAAGUAAAAGCAAAGUUCAACCACAUGAGAGACAGCUUCCGAAAAAAUUUAGAAAAGAUUCGAAAAUCAACACGUAGUGGAGCAGCAGCAGUUUUUGUGAAGCCCUAUAAAUGGUCGAAACAACUCCAGUUUUUAAUACCUCAUUUACAACCCAGAAAGAGCUAUAGCAACAUCCAAGAGUGUUCCCCUGCAACAGAGAUAUUGUCCAAAAUGUGCAAUCCAGAUGAGGCCAAUGCUCAAAUUGAACUAUAUCCAGAAUCAAAUGAUGAUGACCUAUAUGAUACCACAGAGGAAGUGAUAGAAAACACAGGUAAAAAUGAACAAUGUAAUUAAACUGUUCCCUUGUAA
Molecule: messenger RNA, 423 nt
Organism: Anneissia japonica
Lineage: Eukaryota; Metazoa; Echinodermata; Crinoidea; Comatulida; Comatulidae
Exons: 2
Coding region: 100-408 (102 amino acids)
Source: RefSeq, a predicted model, not a curated record